Molecule: messenger RNA, 1404 nt
Organism: Cynoglossus semilaevis (tongue sole)
Lineage: Eukaryota; Metazoa; Chordata; Actinopteri; Pleuronectiformes; Cynoglossidae
Product: olfactory receptor 1500-like
Exons: 1
Coding region: 118-894 (258 amino acids)
Biological process (GO): G protein-coupled receptor signaling pathway; detection of chemical stimulus involved in sensory perception of smell
Cellular component (GO): membrane
Molecular function (GO): odorant binding; olfactory receptor activity; G protein-coupled receptor activity
Source: RefSeq, a predicted model, not a curated record
UGUACACCACCCUUUUCUACGCUCAUUUCAGUUUGGACUCUCUACUUGACUCUUUCUGGUCAUGGAGACUGGAGAUGUGAGUAACAGUUAACUUGUUUGUUUUCGCAGGUUUUGAGAAUGAACCCUCGUUACAUCCUCUACAUCCACCUGGUCAUCAACGACAUCAUCCUCCUGACCAUUUUCACCCUCAUCCAGGUCCUGAGUUACGCCGUCUUCACCCUCAACGUCUCCCUCUGCAUCGUUCUUGUCAUUUUCGCCGUGACGGCAAGUGUAAACAAUCCAUUAACGCUCGCCAUCAUGGCAGUCGAGUGUUACAUCGCUGUAUGCUUCCCCCUCAGACAUGUGCAGAUUUGCACGGUCAAGAAACCCUACGCUGCCAUUGGUGCCAUUUGGAUGUUGAGUUCCUUCUACAUCCUAUCAGAUUUGUUCGUGACCUUGGCUAUAGAACCUAUGGCGUUUUUUCACUCCAAAGUUUUCUGCAUCACACCAAUGGUUUUCAGACAUCCUUCUCGGGAGGAAAAGAGAUAUAUAUUUAACAUUGUGUUAAUGGUCCUGGUCUGGUUCAUUCUGUUAUACACCUACUUCAUGAUCAUCAGCGCCGCCAAGGCGGCCUCCGCCGAUGCUAAAAAGGCCAGGAACACCGUUCUCCUGCACGGCUUCCAGCUGCUGCUAUGUUUGCUCACCUACGCAUAUAACCCGAUCAUGCAAAGUUUGUUGCUGCUGUUUCCUAAUGCACUCCGAGACAUUCGAUUCAGUGUCUCCAUAUUGGUUCACGUUCUUCCUCGACUCAUCAGUCCAGUCGUCUACGGGCUGCGAGACAAGACUUUCAGGAAGUACCUGAAAACUCUGUUCUGUGCAAACAGGGCUGAAACGCACCCACAGAAGACGACCUGAGUAGAUCACGAUGACACCUAGUUUGAAUACUUCCUGACAGUAAAACUGUCAGGAAGUAUGUGUGGGUCAGUGAAUAAUGGGUCUAAGAUAAUAUAUGAUCUCCUUUCUCUAGUCCUAGGUAAGGCUACACAGAGGUCACUGUCGUCCCUGACCCAGUGACUUGUUCACUUGAUUCAAAGACUUACUACCAAAAUCCAAUGAUUUGUCCUCUUAAACCAUAUUAAAUGUGAUAGGAAAUGUGUAAAGUUUUUUUUUUUUUUUUUUGAGUCUCAAUAAACAAGUUGCAAACUUCAGCCCAACCACUAGAUGCUCCCAAAAGCGUCUCAGUGGACAUUUAAGGUAAGAAAAACGAGAAAGGUCUGGAUGAGAUCAUUAAAUCCUCACAUCCCAACAGUAAAGAUAAAAUCUCUAAAGAGUAAAACAAACAAACAAACUAAUUAAACAUUGAAUUGACGUCAGAGCUGAUUUAUAAAAACCUGGGUCUGGCCCAAGCACCAUCAUCAGAGUGAA